GUGGGAAGUUAGUGGCGCUGCUGGGGCUGAGGGAAGGAGAAGGCUCUUCCUCCUCGGCUCCUCUCGGGCGGCGGCACCGCGUGCUGAACGAUGCUGACGGACGGCGGGGGCGGCGGCGGCGGCGGCGGCCCCUCGGAGGAGGAUGUGGACUCGGGGACGCCGCGCUCGGGCCCGGCCGGGGCCUCGGAGUCGCCCGCGCCGGGCGGGGCCGGGCCGGGGCCGGGGCCGGGGCCGCUCCGCGCGGGGCGGAUGUGCGGGGAGGCCGGGCCCAACGCCCACAGCGGAGCCGGAGAAGGGAGCGCGGACGCGGCGCUCGAUUUCAAGCUGGCGGCCGCCGUGCUGCGCACCGGAGGCGGCGGCGGCGGCGGCGGCUCGGGCAGCGACGAGGACGAGGUGUCUGAGGUCGAGUCAUUUAUUUUGGACCAAGAAGAUCUGGACAACCCAGUGCUCAAAACAACCUCGGAGUUGUUCUUAUCGAGUGCCGCCGAAGGAGCGGACUUGCGGACGGUGGAUCCGGAGACACAAGCGAGGUUGGAAGCGUUGCUAGAAGCAGCAGGAAUCGGCAAGCUGUCCACCGCCGACGGUAAAGCCUUUGCAGACCCCGAGGUGCUCCGGAGGCUGACCUCCUCCGUCAGCUGCGCGCUGGACGAGGCCGCGGCCGCGUUAACCCGGAUGCGAGCAGAGAACAGCCAGAAUGCAGGGCAAGCGGACAAUCGCAGUUUGGCCGAAGCUUGCUCCGAUGGGGAUGUGAAUGCUGUCCGAAAACUGCUGGAUGAAGGGAGGAGCGUAAAUGAGCAUACUGAGGAAGGCGAGAGCCUGCUCUGUUUGGCCUGUUCGGCUGGCUACUAUGAAUUGGCACAAGUGUUGCUUGCCAUGCAUGCUAACGUGGAAGAUCGAGGGAAUAAAGGAGACAUAACUCCACUAAUGGCAGCUGCCAGUGGAGGCUACGUAGAUAUUGUGAAACUGUUACUGGUUCACUGUGCAGAUGUCAACGCCCAGUCUUCUACAGGAAACACAGCACUAACCUACGCCUGUGCCGGGGGAUUCGUCGACAUCGUGAAAGUACUUCUGAAAGCGGGUGCUAACAUAGAAGACCAUAACGAGAACGGACACACUCCGUUAAUGGAGGCGGCCAGCGCGGGGCACGUGGAAGUCGCAAGGGUUCUUCUAGAGUAUGGUGCAGGCAUCAACACUCAUUCUAACGAAUUUAAAGAAAGUGCACUUACGCUCGCUUGCUAUAAAGGCCAUUUAGAUAUGGUUCGUUUUCUGCUUGAAGCUGGUGCUGAUCAGGAGCACAAGACAGAUGAGAUGCACACGGCGUUAAUGGAGGCGUGCAUGGACGGCCACGUCGAGGUAGCCCGGUUGCUUCUAGACAGCGGCGCCCAGGUCAAUAUGCCGGCGGACUCGUUCGAGUCCCCGUUGACGUUAGCCGCCUGUGGGGGUCACGUGGAGCUGGCGGCUCUGCUGAUCGAAAGGGGAGCCAAUCUGGAGGAAGUGAAUGACGAAGGGUACACCCCCUUGAUGGAGGCUGCUCGGGAAGGGCAUGAGGAGAUGGUAGCCCUCCUCCUGGCCCAAGGAGCAAAUAUCAACGCCCAGACAGAAGAAACGCAAGAAACGGCCCUCACCCUCGCCUGCUGCGGCGGGUUCUCCGAAGUGGCCGACUUCCUGAUUAAGGCCGGCGCCGACAUCGAGCUCGGCUGCUCCACCCCGUUAAUGGAGGCAGCUCAAGAGGGUCACCUCGAGUUGGUUAAAUACCUCCUAGCUGCAGGCGCUAACGUUCACGCCACCACAGCCACAGGGGACACCGCUUUGACAUACGCGUGUGAGAACGGACAUACGGACGUGGCCGACGUUCUGCUCCAGGCGGGGGCUGAUUUAGACAAGCAGGAGGACUUAAAGAAGACUAUAUUGGAGGGCAUAGAGGCGGCCAGGCAUCAGGAGCACGAAUCCGAAGGUGGGAGAACACCUCUAAUGAAAGCCGCAAGAGCUGGUCAUCUGUGCACCGUUCAGUUUCUCAUUAGUAAAGGUGCCAAUGUGAACAGGGCCACCGCCAACAACGACCACACAGUAGUGUCCCUGGCGUGUGCAGGAGGCCACCUGGCCGUUGUCGAGCUCCUGCUGGCCCACGGGGCCGACCCUACACAUAGACUCAAGGAUGGCUCGACCAUGCUCAUCGAAGCAGCAAAGGGCGGCCACACAAACGUCGUUUCCUAUUUACUGGAUUACCCAAACAACAUUCUGUCCAUUCCUGCCACCGACAUGUCCCAGCUCACCCCACCUUCUCAGGAUCAGUCUCAGGUUCCCCGUGUUCCAGUGCAUGCCCUCGCCAUGGUGGUACCUCCCCAGGAACCUGACCGAGCCCCUCAAGAGAACUCCCCUUCACUCUUAGGACUUCAGAAAGGUACAGCCAAGCAGAAGCCAAGUUCCGUGCAGGUAGCAGAACAGAACCUCCUACCACCUUUUCACCCAUACCAGCCCUUGGAGUGCAUAGUAGAGGAGACUGAAGGCAAACUGAAUGAACUGGGACAGAGAAUUAGUGCCAUUGAAAAAGCCCAGCUGAAGUCCCUGGAAUUGAUUCAGGGAGAGCCCCUGAACAAAGAUAAAAUUGAAGAGCUCAAAAAGAACCGCGAAGAGCAGGUCCAGAAGAAGAAGAAGAUCCUGAAGGAGCUGCAGAAAGUGGAGAGGCAGUUGCAGAUGAAAACCCAGCAGCAGUUCACCAAAGAAUACCUGGAGACCAAAGGCCAGGCGGACAAAGCGGCUCCCCAGCAGCCGUCGUGCCCCCAGCGGGGCGGCUCCCCGGAAGGGGACGGAGACGGCGGCGGCGGUGGCGGCGGCCUCCUCCCUGAGGAUCACUUGGCGGCGGCCCCUCCAGUCGAUGCCGGGUCCGCAAAGGACGAGGGCAAGGAAGACGAGGCCGAGGAGCGGAGGUCUACCCCGCCCGCCGAGCAGAUCGAUUUUGUCCCCAUCCAGCCCCUGCCGCCUCCCCAGUGCAACUUUCCCGGUGACUUAGGCUAUAACGGGACGAAUGCUCUUGAACUUCAGAAAGUAUUAGGGAAUCAGCAGAAUGUAGGACAGCCACAGAUUGCUGGACGUGGGCAGGGGCUCUUAGUUCAAGAACCAGAUGGAUUAAUGGUUGGCACCCCAGCACAGACGCUUACCGACACUCUUGAUGACCUGAUAGCAGCUGUGAGUAGCCGAGUGCCCGCUGGGCCCAACAGUUCCUCACACACCACAGAGUCCCCCACACCAGAGCCCUGCUCGCAGACUACGGCCACGGCCGCGUCCCAGUCCGUCCUCCCCAUGUACCCCUCCGUUGACAUCGACGCCCACACUGAGAGCAACCACGACACGGCCCUGACCCUCGCGUGUGCGGGUGGCCACGAGGAACUGGUGUCGGUCCUGAUUGCACGGGAAGCCAAGAUCGAGCACAGAGACAAGAAGGGUUUCACUCCCCUGAUCCUGGCCGCCACCGCGGGCCACGUUGGAGUAGUGGAAAUCCUCUUAGACAAAGGCGGCGACAUAGAAGCACAAUCGGAACGAACCAAGGACACGCCGCUUUCGCUCGCGUGCUCCGGUGGGCGGCAAGAGGUGGUGGACCUGCUGCUGGCCCGAGGGGCCAACAAAGAGCACAGGAACGUCUCGGACUACACCCCGCUGAGCCUGGCGGCGUCCGGGGGAUACGUUAACAUCAUCAAGAUUCUGCUCAACGCUGGAGCCGAAAUUAAUUCGAGGACCGGGAGUAAGCUGGGCAUCUCUCCUCUGAUGUUGGCCGCGAUGAACGGUCACGUCCCCGCCGUGAAACUGCUGCUGGACAUGGGUUCGGACAUCAACGCCCAGAUCGAAACCAAUCGGAACACGGCCCUCACCCUGGCCUGUUUCCAGGGCAGGGCGGAGGUGGUGAGUUUGCUUUUGGACAGAAAGGCAAACGUCGAACAUCGAGCCAAGACCGGCCUCACCCCUCUGAUGGAAGCCGCCUCUGGAGGGUACGCCGAAGUGGGCAGAGUCCUCCUCGACAAAGGAGCGGACGUCAACGCGCCUCCCGUGCCUUCGUCCAGGGACACGGCUCUCACGAUCGCAGCCGACAAAGGCCACUACAAAUUUUGUGAGCUCCUGAUCAACAGGGGAGCCCACAUUGACGUCAGAAACAAGAAGGGAAACACGCCACUCUGGUUGGCGGCCAACGGAGGCCACUUUGACGUCGUCCAGUUACUGGUGCAGGCGGGAGCCGACGUGGAUGCCGCAGACAACCGCAAGAUCACCCCCCUCAUGUCGGCUUUUCGCAAGGGCCACGUGAAAGUCGUUCAGUAUCUGGUGAAAGAAGUGAACCAGUUUCCCUCUGACAUCGAGUGCAUGAGAUACAUAGCAACCAUCACGGAUAAGGAACUAUUGAAAAAAUGCCACCAGUGUGUCGAGACAAUUGUGAAGGCCAAGGACCAGCAAGCCGCCGAAGCAAAUAAGAACGCGAGCAUCUUACUGAAGGAACUUGACUUGGAGAAAUCAAGAGAGGAAAGCCGAAAGCAGGCCCUGGCAGCCAAGAGAGAGAAGAGGAAGGAGAAGAGAAAAAAGAAAAAGGAAGAACAGAAAAGAAAGCAGGAAGAAGACGAGGAGAACAAGCCCAAGGAGAACUUGGAGCUCCCAGAGGAUGACGACGAAGAGGAAAAUGACGAAGAAGCGGAGCCCGAAGUCCCCAUAGAGCCUCCCAGCGCGACCACGACCACCACGAUCGGCAUCUCGGCCACGUCGACCACCUUCACCAACGUGUUCGGGAAGAAGCGGGCCAACGUGGUGACGACCCCCAGCACCAACCGGAAGAACAAGAAGAACAAGACGAAGGACACGCCUCCGAACGUGCAGCUCAUCCUUCCCGACCAGCACAUAUCCCUCGCCCAGCAGAAGGCGGACAAGAACAAAAUCACGGGGGAGCCGCGCGGCGGGGCCGGCGGGGCCGGCGGGAACAGCGACUCCGACAACCUGGACAGCACGGAUUGCAACAGCGAGAGCAGCAGCAGCGGCGGCAAAAGCCAGGAGCUGAACUUCACCAUGGACGUCAACUCCUCCAGCGAGCGCAGAUACGCGUCACUGCUCCUCCACUCCCACGAAGAGAAACCUGGCAACAGCAGCGGCAGCAGCGGCGGCACUGCUGCGGCCAAAGCUCCGACCAGGCCCGAGAGCGAAGCCAACCCCGGCUCCCUGUCGACCAACUACAAAUCGGUCUCGCUGCCGUUGAGCUCUCCAAACCUCAAGCUAAACCUCACCAGCCCUAAAAGGGGGCAGAAGCGAGAAGAAGGUUGGAAAGAGGUCGUGCGGAGGUCGAAGAAGCUGUCCGUCCCCGCCUCAGUCGUGUCGAGGAUAAUGGGACGAGGUGGCUGUAACAUCACUGCCAUUCAGGACGUCACCGGGGCCCACAUCGACGUGGACAAGCAGAAGGAUAAGAACGGCGAGAGAAUGAUCACCAUAAGGGGCGGCACCGAAUCAACCAGGUAUGCCGUGCAGCUCAUCAACGCCCUCAUCCAAGACCCCGCCAAGGAGCUGGAAGACCUCAUCCCGAAAAACCACAUCCGAACCCCGGCCAGCACCAAGUCGAUCCACGCGAACUUCUCGUCGGGCGUGGGCCCCCCGGCCCCGGCCUCCAGCAAGCCGGCCUUCCCGCUGGGCGCCCCGCCCCUGGUGACGUCCCAGGCCCCGACGCUGUCCACCUUCCAGCCUCCCAGCAAACUGAACAAGAACGUUCCGGCGAACGUGCGUUCGUCCUUCCCGGUGUCUCUGCCUCUCGCUUACUCCCACCCUCACUUCGCCCUGCUGGCGGCCCAAACUAUGCAACAGAUCCGGCACCCCCGCUUGCCCAUGGCCCAGUUUGGCGGCACCUUCUCGCCCUCCCCGAACACGUGGGGCCCGUUCCCCGUGAGACCGGUGAACCCCGGCAGCACCAACGGCUCGCCGAAGCAUAACAGCGCAGGGGCCCGCCUGCCCGGCCAGAGCAACGGGAACGUCUUGCCGCCGGAGGCCCCCGGGCUGGCCCCACCCAGCUGCCCCGCGGCCGGGUCCUCGGCAGCCACCGCCGCCGCCGCCGCCGCCGCCGCCGCCUCCUCGUCGUCCUCCUCCUCGACCUCGUCCCAGCCGCCGGGCGGGACCAGCAGCCGGACCCCUUCGUCUGUCCGCAAGCAGCUGUUCGCCUGCGUCCCGAAGACGAGCUCCGGGGCUACCGUCGUCCCCACGGUGACCAGCGCCUGCAGCGCCCCGCCUCCCGCCGCCUCCGCCCCCGCCGCCGGCGGACAGGUCCUGACGGCCUUCCUGCCCCCCAGCGCGCCCCAGCCCCCGCUCUCCGGACAUAAGACGGACUCCUCUUUCCCGGCCGGCCCCGCGCCCAAGGAGAAGGCGGCUCUGCCUGAGCCGGCCCCGGCCGCCGGCAACCCGGGACCCCCGGAGGGCCGGCCGGCGGGCAGCCCCGCCCCGCCCGGCUCCCCGCAGGAGGAGCCCCUGCCGGCCGGCCUAGCGGAGCCCAGCCCCGGCCCGCUGGCCUUCACCUCCCACCCCGAGCCCUCCCCGCUCAGCCUGCCCUCGCCCCGCCCCGGGCCCGCAGAGCCUCAGGAGGCCCCCAGCUUGGCGCAGCUGGCCGUGCCGGCCCCGCGGGUCUCGCACCGGAUGCAGCCCCGGGGCUCUUUUUACUCCAUGGUCCCCCAGGACCCGCAGUCCAUCUUCGUCACCAACCCGGUCCCCCUGACGCCCCCGCAGGGCCCGCCCGCGGCCGUACAGCUCUCCUCGGCCGUGAACCUGAUGAGCGGCUCCCAGGUGCACCUCAACACGGCCAGCAAGCCCCUGCCGCCCACCUUCGGCCCGGCCUCCCUCUUCAAUCACUUUAGCAGCCUGUUUGAGAGCAGCCAGGUGCCCGCCAACCAGGGCUGGGGUGACUGCCCGCUGGCCUCGCGCCCGCCCGCCGACCCGUCCUUCGCCGUCCAGUCGACCUUCCUGGGCGGCUCCGUGCUGGGACACUUGGAGAGCGUGCACCCCGACAGCUCCAAGGCCCCCGGGUUCCGGCCGCCCUCCCAGCGUGUGUCCACCAGCCCGGUCGGGUUGCCCUCCAUCGACCCGUCCGGAAGCUCGCCGUCUUCCUCUUCGGCUCCCCUGACCAGUUUUUCCAACCUUCAAGGCACCCGGGUCUUCCUCCAAGGGCCCGCGCCGAUCGGGACUCCCAGCUUCAACAGGCAGCAUUUUUCGCCCCAUCCCUGGACGAGCGCUUCAAACUCAUGUGACUCUCCUAUUCCAUCUGUUUCUUCGGGAUCACCUUCACCCCUUUCAGCUGCCUCCGCUCCACCCACCCUGGGCCAGCCCAAGACCGGCGCCAGUCAGGACCGGAAGGUCCCCCCUCCCAUCGGGACGGAGCGGCUCGCCCGGAUUCGCCAGGGAGGCUCCGUGACCCCGACCCCUCUGGGAACCAACUUCACGGCUCCGGUUGGACACAGCGGGAUCUGGUCGUUCGGCGUCAACAGCGUGUCGGAAGGCCUGUCGGGUUGGUCCCAGCCCGUGAUGGGCAGUCACCCGAUGCAUCAGCAGCUCUCGGACCCGGGCACCUUCUCCCAGCACCAGCCGAUGGAAAGAGACGACUCGGGCAUGGUGGCUCCAUCCAACAUCUUUCACCAGCCCAUGGCCAGCAGCUUUGUGGAUUUCUCUAAAGGUCUGCCCAUCUCCAUGUACGGCGGCACCAUCAUCCCCUCGCACCCUCAGCUGGCCGACGGACCGGGCGGCCCCCUGUUCAACGGACUGCAUAACCCCGACCCCGCCUGGAACCCCAUGAUCAAGGUGGUCCAGAACUCCACCGAAUGUACCGACGCCCAGCAGAUUUGGCCCGGCACGUGGGCACCUCACAUCGGAAACAUGCAUCUCAAAUAUGUCAACUAAGUUUAGAAGGUCUUUCCUCUUUAGCCUUGCUCGGGAAGCCUAUGACCUUGGAAGAACCCUGGGGAUUUUUUUAAAUGUGCCUAACUAAGCAAUUUUCUGUGUGGGCUUUAACAAUGGAAACCUGAUUGCCCCAUUGUGUAAGAACAAAUUGAUUUACCUAUCCAACUGAUUCUGUUCUCCGGUUAGUUUAGCCACCUCGAACCUAAAAUCAGAUGAACUUAGUGCUUCUGGCUAAACCGUACUGAAUGCUACUUGUAUGCAGAAGAGAACUAGAUGAUUACAUGAUUUCACACAACCUUUUAGGGUGGUAAAGACAUGUAUAAUUGUUUACAUACUUAAAAGGAAAAAGUUGAGUAAAUUUCAUGUCGUAUAGUGGCUCCACUUUAUGUAGCCUGUAUUAAUGUGAAAUAUUUACCUGAAUAUUCAAUAAAAAGAUGAACAGUA
Messenger RNA from Tachyglossus aculeatus (Australian echidna), 8340 nucleotides. RefSeq names its product ankyrin repeat and KH domain-containing protein 1-like. Bases 91 to 7896 code for a protein of 2601 amino acids. Gene Ontology annotation, cellular component: cytoplasm. The transcript is spliced from 35 exons. Gene Ontology annotation, biological process: innate immune response. NCBI's taxonomy places the organism in Eukaryota, Metazoa, Chordata, Mammalia, Monotremata, Tachyglossidae. The record is from RefSeq and is a predicted model, not a curated record. Gene Ontology annotation, molecular function: protein binding; RNA binding.